AUGGAGAGCCUAUCUUUCCAUCGCGACGUGGCCCAAGACCUCACGCAAUUUUACACCAAGUUGGCAACAGCGCCUUACCUGUCGCCCGACAAUAUCCAACAACCCCCGCCCGAGGGAUGGAGCGACACUGAGCUGGACGUAGAUGGCCUGCGAAAUACACUAGGCCGUUCUGAUUCUGCCGUGGACCUCCUACGCCACCUUCCCUACUUGCGGCCCGUCGACGCAGGCCCUCAUACGGGGCAAUGGCCCAUCUUCCCAAAGACUAAGGCCAUGCGAUACUUGCAAGACCGCAGCUCGCUGCUGGAGGAGCACUUGGAGGGCUUGUUUGAGCUAGUCCACCUUCCUCCAGACAUGAUCAGCUUAACGUACCCUGCCGGUGAAUACACGCUUUACGGUCCGCAAUGGUGGCUUGUGGACUGUAAGAGUGGUCGCAUUGUCAAGUACGAGGGACCACCACGUGGCGAGGCGUUAGCGGAGGAGUUCGAGACCGAGUGGAAAAAGGCACCAUCUUACAGCCCAAGCGAGUUUUUCGCAGAGGUCACCACGAUGCUCGGCAAAGACUACUACCCCAUUCCCGGCCUGGUCGACGGCAUCGAGCCUGACUUCUCCACCCCUGAUCGCCGAGAGAUUGCCUCCUCCAUGUACCAGACCUACAUGCUGGCGGGAUGGCAGCACGGCCGCGGACCUGGACCAGCCUUUGAUCGUGAGAAAUGCCGGAAAGACUUGGAAGACUUUUUGAAGGAUCGACAAGAACGCGAGUCGAGAAAGCGAAAGGCAGAGGCCUCCCGACACGAAUCUCGACCGCCGCCACGAGAGAGAAGAGAUCCUGCGACGUACCCCGCUGGCUAUAAUAGGGACGUCAUCGUUGCCGGCCUGACGAAGUACUACAAAACGCUGGCCCAGAUGGCCUUCUUUCCUGCAUCGCUAAUACAGUACCCGCCAGGCGGGCGCUGGGGUGAUGAUACCUUCCUGCCGGCCGAUAAGACGCGCCUUCUGGGCUUCAACGACCGUGUCAUUGACCUGCUACGACACCUGCCAUAUCUUGACGUCGAUGAGACCCACGAAGAUAACCGCUGGCCCGUUAUAGGUCGCAGCGAACCGCAGCGUUACCUUGAGGACAACCCCGAAUUGAACGAGAACUUCACGGCGGACAAGGCUACCCCCGAGCGCCUGUACGCUCACGGUCUCUUCCCUUUCGCCGAGAAGAUGCCUGAUGGUCUGGUUCCCAUCGCGGGCGGCGGAGGCGAGGGCAGCGAUAGCGGCGAGUGGUGGAUCAUCGAUACCAAUGCUGGCACCGUCAUUGUCUACGAUGCUGGCAACAAGCAAGUCCAGGAUGCCCCGAGUGACCAGCCCUGGCUGUGGACACCGCCGCGACCUGCCGGACCGUUCUUUGAUGCGCUCGUUGACAGCCUGUAUUCUCUUGACCUGGUGCCUUUGCCUCGUCCUGAAACGGAGGACGCAGAGUAUUAUCCCGAAAUUUGGGGUACGAUUCGAGAAGGGGAGGAAGAGGAAGAUGAGCUGGUAGACCCCGGGAUUGAGUUCGAGGUCGGCCGCAUUCACAGUCCAAAUUACAUUGCAGAGUAUGACGAAGAAUGGGACGAAAGUGGAUGA
This is a messenger RNA of Colletotrichum chrysophilum, 1611 nucleotides long. RefSeq lists its product as uncharacterized. The record is from RefSeq and is a predicted model, not a curated record. The transcript has 2 exons. The coding region runs from base 1 to 1611 and encodes 536 amino acids. NCBI's taxonomy places the organism in Eukaryota, Fungi, Ascomycota, Sordariomycetes, Glomerellales, Glomerellaceae.